AUGACACUUUCUCUACCUAGUCAGGCAAUUAGCUCCCUCUCCUCAGGACCUGGUACUAGUCUUUUCAAUAUUGGGCAGUCCUUUUAUGGCCUUACAUCGCCUCCUUUCCAAACGGCCUCUCGCUUAUCCACAUCAACUGGUUUAAAUAUCUCCGGUCUUCCUGUGCUAACUGCAACUCCGCAUUCUUCCGUGGCCAACUCCUUCCCAUCCGUUUCCUCCAGCAACCACACAGGCUCCAGCCAAUCCUCCAUCUCCGAGAUAUCUACCGACAUUACACCUGGAGGUGUUAGAGAAUUGUUUUCCACUUCUUCGUUUGAACGCAUUUUAACCUUGCCAGUCACUGACUCUUCUGCUGCUUCAAAUAUUACUGUUACAGUACCCUGCACGCACAGCAGUACCAUUGCUGAUACGGCGACGACUACUACGUUUAUCCUCACUAACGGCGUCGGUUUUGGCCUUGGUUGCCUUGAGCUGACUGGGUUUACUGGUGAGUCAACCUUUUUACACGGCACUCAGGCUACGGCGGCAACUACACCAGACAAAGGGAUGCUACGGUCUUCUAUUGCGCCCACUUGUCGGCUUAGCCCUUCUGAAGCAUCUAUGGAGACCACACCAUGCACUAGUGUUGCUUCAGCCACGGCGGCCAUUCUUAUUCCAGCGACUUCGACACGCGCAAACUCCAUGCCCUCCACUUUUCUGUCUGGCUCUGUUGGAUCCUGUGUAUCUGCUUCGGAACUCUCAGUUCCGAUUAUUUCCUCAUUUCCAACCGCUACUAGUACUGUUGCUACCGCAGUCACUCCUGUAAUUUCGUACCCUGGUCCAAGCAACUUUACUCCUAAUCAAGCUUCCGUUGGUCCUUCUAGCAAUUUGAUGAAUGCCACUAAUACCCAUCUCUCAACCUCUUCGAUCUUUCUGGUGCCCUGUUCCGCCUCGCGUGCUUCCGUUUCUCUUUCUCCUACCCAGCCCAAUUCAGCAGCUUUAUCUGCCGAACAAGCGUCUAUAGGGUCUGCUGGUUAUUCAGCAUUGCCCUCCAUCGGGACCUAUUCCGCUGGCGCCCGCGCUUUUGACACAACAAAUCCGCUACUGCCACGUGUCAGUAUAUUUAGUCCCGGACUCUGCCAGCCCCCAAUGGAGAGCUGCACCGCCGCAGAUGCUACCUUAUCGCCCACCAAAAGGUUUAUUUCUCUGCCAAACUGUUCGACCAACAGCCAUUUGUCUAUGAAUCCUGGCUCUUUCUUGAGUCUUGUUCAGACUAACUCUCCGGAUCUACUGCCCACUGUGCUUCAACAUAAUCAAUUGGGAAACAGCAGAAUUCUCGCCAUACAGCAACCCUCGGCUGCCACAUUUAUGGAAGUUUCUUCCUCAUCUAAUUCCAUCACUAGUACGACUACUUCCACUACUGCUUCAUCAGCAUCCUCCCUGGUUCGUGAGCAUGUUGAGCUUGGUGCUUCCUCUGGCAACUCAUCAUUGGUUGUCAUCCCUAACUCGUCGGCUAGAUCGAACAUUGGUACUCGAUCUCCUAGUCAUCCUGAACAGUUUUCAAUGCCAGUUACUUCGUUCGAUUCUUUCACCAUAUAUCCAUCUUUCUUAUCAUCUCAACAACCAUCGACCACUAAUCACCCUUCCCGCAUGACCGCCAAUGCCAAGGUGAUUGAUGGCAACUGUUGCAGUGGUCAAAGUUCUGAAAUUGUACUCAUGCCAAUAACCAGUAGCCAUAGCAACAUGGGUACACCCUGUACUGCACUAUCUGCAACCAUUUCUUCCCAUCCGCCUCUACUGGAGCCAUUCUCCGUACCCGUCUCUAACAACACGCAUUCGACAGUUUCUACCUUCAUGUUACCAUCGUCUGACGACCGAUUUCAUACAUUAACUGAUACUACCAUCCCUACCACUCUGAUGCUUCAGAGCAAGUCAGUCUCUGAUUCGAGCAGUACUGAAUCGAUGAUAACUCCCGUCACAUUCGUGACUUCCGGACAGGUAGGCCAAUUUACUUUUUCUAACUUUGUUUGCAUAUUUUUUGUUAACUGA
Protopolystoma xenopodis is the source of this 2028-nucleotide messenger RNA. The record is from the annotation of a GenBank genome assembly. NCBI's taxonomy places the organism in Eukaryota, Metazoa, Platyhelminthes, Monogenea, Polystomatidea, Polystomatidae.